GACAACAUAAUCAUGGCGCUGGCGGCAUCCGGAACUGCCAUCGUCUUCCACUCGGCAGCCGCUUUUAUUUACGCCUAUACAAUUUAUUACUCUUUCUCAUUAGUCAAAGCUCCGAAGUCAGACCCAAAUCUCGCGUAUGCUGUUAAGGCUAAGUAUCUGACUCAAUGGAACCUGGGCUUGUGCGGACUCUAUUUCGGACUCUGCCUCGUCUUGGACGUACGACCUACGAGGUCUUUGUAUCGUUUGCGUGAUUAUAUUUUCUGCUCCAUUUUACUCCCUUCGUGCAUUUUCGUGAACGUGUUCCUCUGGGGCCUAUACAGUGUCGAUCGCGAGACCGUAUUCUCUACGGAGAUCGAGGCUUUCCACUCAAAGUGGGUCAAUCGACAUUCGCAUACGUUGGUUACGAUCACCGCUGUAUGUGAAGCCCUGCUCUACCCCCACGAGGUUCCAGCCAAACGUCGGGGCUUCGCCGGAAUCUUCGCCUGGUUCGGCUUCUACCAACUAUGGGUUCUCUAUCUCGGUAUCGGUGAGAGAAUUUGGGUCUAUCCUGUCAUGCGGAUUCUCUCCCCCUCGGCUAUGACGGUCUUCUUCGUCGGAUGCUGUGUCGUUGCCUUCGUGCUGCAGACGAUCUGCAACAUCAUGUUACGUCUGAGAUACUGGGUAGCUGCUCCCCGUACAGAAGAGUGUAAACGAGCUUAG
Molecule: messenger RNA, 699 nt
Organism: Galendromus occidentalis (western predatory mite)
Lineage: Eukaryota; Metazoa; Arthropoda; Arachnida; Mesostigmata; Phytoseiidae
Product: androgen-dependent TFPI-regulating protein
Exons: 4
Coding region: 13-699 (228 amino acids)
Cellular component (GO): membrane; endomembrane system
Source: RefSeq, a predicted model, not a curated record